Salarias fasciatus (jewelled blenny) is the source of this 1018-nucleotide messenger RNA. It is a transcript of the gene rasl11a, whose product is annotated as RAS-like, family 11, member A. NCBI's taxonomy places the organism in Eukaryota, Metazoa, Chordata, Actinopteri, Blenniiformes, Blenniidae. The transcript has 7 exons. The record is from RefSeq and is a predicted model, not a curated record. Gene Ontology annotation, molecular function: GTP binding; GTPase activity. The coding region runs from base 215 to 982 and encodes 255 amino acids.
UCCGGACCGCCGCGGCUCUCUGGAGUCUGGAGUCGGGACUGGAUCUGGAUUCAAGAGGAGCUGCUUCUGCGGGAAUAAACGCAUCAACCCCUCUCUGCUGGAAUACUACGGCCGCGCUGGAGUGAUUUGGUCGGGGUUCGGGGGUAGUUUGGGGUAGUUUGGGGUUGUUUCCCAGCUGAUCAGACGGAGGGAGGGGGGCAGAGCGGGGAGCUCGAUGCGGCUGACUGCAGACUCUGCGCCGGGAAACAUGAACAGCGGCGGGUCGGGCAACUUCCUGCUGGUGCCCAUCCCGGAGUACCCCCUCCUGGACUGCGUGCCCAACAAGACGGUCAAGAUCGUGGUGCUGGGGGCGAGCAACGUCGGGAAAACCGCUCUGAUUGUCAGGUUUCUGACCAAGAGGUUCAUUGGAGAUUAUGAAGCCAACACAGGAGCUCUCUACUCCAGGAAGGUCACGAUGGACGGGGAGGAGGUGUCGCUGCAGAUCCAGGACACCCCCUGCGUGGCUCUGCAGGACGACGCCGAGGGCCUGUACUGCCAGGAGCAGAUCAACAGGUCCAUCUACUGGGCCGACGGCUACGUGCUGGUCUUCUCCAUCACGGACCACAGCAGCUACCGGACCAUCCAGCCGCUGUACCAGCACGUCCGGCGCAUCCACCCGUCUGGAAACAUCCCCGUCAUCCUGGUCGGGAACAAGAGCGACCUGCUGAGAGCCCGGCAGGUCCCUGCCGACGAGGGAGAGACGCUGGCAGCCUCGCUGGGCGGCGUCUACUUCGAGGCCUCGGCCAGAGAGAACCACGAGGGAGUCCACGCCGCCUUCCUGCAUCUCUGUCAAGAGGUGAUCCGAGCUCUGGGAGGAGGCAACGGGGAGAAGCGGCGAGGAGGCCUCCACCUCGCCAGGCCCAAGUCUCCCAACAUGCAGGAGCUGAAGAGGAGGUUCAGGCAGGUCCUCUCCUCCAAGGUCAAGUCGGCCACGACGAUCUGACGGCUGGGAGCGGGCGAGAAACGACGGCACGUGGCU